AUGACUAGGUUCGGUGAUGGUGAAGAGAUAUUAGAUAAAUUGACAGAUUGCGAAAUUGAACCUCAAAUAGAUGACAUCGUUGGAGAUAUCGGGAAUAAUAACAACGAAAGUUCAGCAAAUAACAAUGUCGACAGAUUGAACAAAAAGAGACCCUAUGAUACACUCAAUGCCGGUGGAAAUGUGGAAUGCCCUCCAAAAAAAUUACGUCUGCGGAAGUCAUGGAGUUUUCAAAGACCGUCAUUGAAAAUACGGUCGUCGUUUUGGUCAGAGUUUUUGAUAGGUAAUAACAAAAUGAAAGAUGGGUGGACGAACGCAUUAAAUAAAAUUUUUGAACAAGAAAAUUCAUAUAAGUACUGUAAUUUAAGUUUCGGCAAUCAUCACAUAUAUGGUUGCAAAAACGGUGAAAUUACAUUUUCAAGUACAGCACAUUGUAAAAAUAGUUUAUGUACUGAGUACAAAUUAACGUUUAAAGGAAAACCACAGAUGCAGGAUUUUACAGAAAUUAAUGUAUAUCACGAGACAGAAAUUAAACAUAAGGAACAUGAAAACCAUAAGCGCAAUAUCAAUGGACAGGAACGUGAUGAGUUGAAAACUAAAGUAGAAGGAAAAUCAGGACUUCGUUGUCAGGAAGAAAUACUUGUUUCUGCAGAUCAAGAAACAUUGAAGAAAGGCAAUUUUAAUCACGUUCCAAGCUUAGAUACAAUCCAUAAAAUACAAUCCGAAGCUCGAAAGGAAAAAUUUUUGAAUAAAGAUACCAUUGAGUGUAUUUAUCGGCUUAUAGAAGACUACAACACAAAAUGGAAAUCAAAAAAGUUAAAUUAUGGAUUUAUUCAAAAAUUUGGUGAGGUAGAUUUUGUUGUACACUUGUACACUGAAGAACAAUUACGAGUAUUAUUAAAAUCAAAACCGGGAUUUACUUUCUGUGACAUAGAUGCAACAGGAAAGUUAAUAAAAAAAUUACACGAGAAUUCAUCGAAAGUAUAUUACUAUACUCUUCUUCUGCCGGGAAAUGAGGAACAACGUAUUGGUCCGUUCCCAGUAGCCGAAUUUGUAAGCUCACGGCAUAAUAUACCGACGAUAACAGAUUUCUUAAAUCAUUUUGUGUACGAUCUUCAAUCGCUUGACCCACAUAGAAUACCACUGAUUGAUAAAAUCGAAACUGACUUUAGCUUAGCACUGUUGCAAUCCUGUUGCAAAGCGCUAAAUGAAUGUAACUUAACAACUUACAUGAAUAAAGCUUACAAGAGUAUUGAAAAACUAUCGAGAAUGACAGUUAUUCACAUUUGCUCAUCGCAUAUGUUGAAUACUGCUCGAAGACAUUUCAAGUCAUUAAAAAUACAAAAAGAUGAACUGGAUGUUGCUAUGGAAGCAGUAUCAAAUCUCAUCCACUGUACAACAGUUGAAGCAGCCGAACACGUUUUCGAGGCAAUAAUUAAAAUAUUUAUGGGUAAAGUUGAUGAUAAAGAACGGAAAGAGAUCAUUGCGGAAAAGUUUAAUUUUCAAAGUAUAAAUAUUGAUAAGACAUUACUAUCAGAAAAAGAAAAAGAAGUAAUAAAAAAAAUGCCUUGGUCAAAUUCAAACUACCUGAAUUCAUUUCAUCACAGACAUUUUAAGAUAGUUUACACAAAAACAAUUCAAAAAUAUAAUUUAAAUGAUUACAUACUUCUAAAAAAUAGAAAAAAUAAAACAAACGUUUCGAAAACAAAUAAUGGAGCCAUCAACGAUUCGGAGGAUCGCAAAAAUUGCCUAAAACACGACAGCGAGAGUGACAAUGACGGUUUGUCAGAUACGUCAUGUUCCUCAUCAGAUGAGGAAAAUGAUGCAGAUGAAGAAAUAAAGGGCAUUCCGGAAAAAACUCAACAAGACCAAAAUCCACAGCGACAAAAAUUUUACUGCCUCGAAAUAAUUCAUUACAUUUUAAUGACGUGGCUGCCAUAUUAUCCAUUGUGGUCCGCAAGUGUCAUUAAAAAGUUUAAAAUUCUUCGAGAUUCAAAUGCCAGUAUUGAAAACUGGCACAAGAUAAUGAAGCCCUUAUUCGAUAAUAGAAAGAACGUAGAAAUUACGGAAUUUAUUCAAGAGCAAGCAGCGGCUCUACCUGGUAGACUGGACGAUCCUUUCACAGAAGAAUCGUGGAAAAGAGGCCCUGAAAAUCGAAGAAAAAAACAAAAUAGUUUUUUUAAGAUUGCAAAAGAAAUAAAUAAAAAAAGUAAUGAAGAUACCGAAAAAAUGCAUCUCACGGCUAAGGAAAUACACCAUGCCAAUGAAAUUAAACAAAAUUUUUUGAAAUUGGAUGUUGGUGACGAGGUAGAUUCAAGGAAAGAAUUACAUGUAAAUAAAUAUUUCAUCCCUGAAGAAGAAUUGAAUUGUUUAAAAGUUCCGCCUCUUGACUGCAUUAAAACUGACGACAGAUUACGUAAUAAUUAA
This is a messenger RNA of Cotesia congregata, 2424 nucleotides long. The record is from the annotation of a GenBank genome assembly. NCBI's taxonomy places the organism in Eukaryota, Metazoa, Arthropoda, Insecta, Hymenoptera, Braconidae.